This is a messenger RNA of Bipolaris sorokiniana ND90Pr, 566 nucleotides long. RefSeq lists its product as uncharacterized. Lineage: Eukaryota; Fungi; Ascomycota; Dothideomycetes; Pleosporales; Pleosporaceae. The record is from RefSeq and is a predicted model, not a curated record. The transcript is spliced from 2 exons. The coding region runs from base 44 to 400 and encodes 118 amino acids.
ACUAUUAUACUGCUCUCCUUCACUCUGCAAUGACACUAGGCCCAUGACGGAUCUGCUGCACGUGCUGCCGGACUUUGAUGCCACCCCAUUUUCCCAUCUGCUGCCCUCGCUCGACAAGGCCCUCAUCACCACCAAUGACGUCCUUACUCUCGACGCGCCCACUAUCGCCAAACGCGCCCAGGUGCCCUCCGGCGAACUGAGGAAGCUCGCAGACGCCGUGGUUGCUGCCCUGCACCGUCAGCUUGGCUUCGGACCAGAGGAACCUGCCCCCACUACCAAGCACGACUGGGCUUGCAUCAGCACCCUCGAUGACGAGCUCGAUGCUGCCCUGGGCGGCGGCAUCCCGCGUGGGUACCUGGUAGAGGUGACGGCGGCGCCGGCAAGACGCAGCUGCUUCUGACCCUCCUCUUGGCCUCUCAGCUCAAGUCGCCCCACGGCUUUGCAAAGUCGGCAGUCUACGUCUCCACCGAAGCUGUCCUGUCUACCACCCGCCUUGCCCAGAUAUUGUCCACCCACCCGGCCCUAGUCUCCCUCCCCGAUGCUGAGAAGCCUUCGCUAUCACGCAU